UUCCUGGCUUGACAGAACAUGUCAGAGUGAGCCAGCCAUUCAGGACUCGCCAGUUCAGUUCAGUCCGCGCCUCUUCUCCACCGAUGUGGACAUGAGAGGAAGUCUGAUGCGCUAACCUGGUACUUCCCGGUGUACAGGCCGCAGCAUCUGUCAGAGCGGGACUGUCCGACCGGACCGGAGGCUGCUGCCACCUCUAAACUGGUUUGCUAGCUAGCUAACCCCAACCCCGCUAACUUGACCAGUAUAGGAGCCGACGACUGGGGCCUCCGGCUGGUACGACUCGGUUUACGGAGAUAACCCCCAGUUUGUUUCCCGGUGUAACAUCCUGCUGAGAUGGACAACCUGAGUGAAGCUCUGGAGAAGCUAAAGCUGGCGUCUACAGACAGCACCACCGACAGCACGGAGAGCUGCCUGGACUGCCUGCUCAAGGCGCUCGCCAACAACAACACCGAGACCAGCAUGAAAAUCCAGGAGAUGGGCAUCCUUCCCCUGCUUCCUAGCCUGCUAAACCCCCAGUCUUCCUGCACCCCGAAAGUAGCCAACAUCAUAGCUGAGGUGGCAAAAACUGAGUUCAUGCGGACCCCCUGCGUGGACGCCGGCCUCAUCCCUCCUCUAAUCCAGCUGUUAAACUCCACCGACCAGGAGGUGUUACUGCAGACCGGCCGAGCUCUAGGCAACAUCUGUUACGACAGCCAUGAGGGCAGGAGUGCAGUUGACCUGGCAGGAGGGGCUCAAAUAGUAGCUGAACACAUUAAAUCCCUCUACCAAAAUACUGAGCCGGAAAAUCAGAAGCUCUUGACUGUCUUUUGUGGCAUGCUGAUGAACUAUAGCAAUGAUAAUGAUUCCUUACAAGCCCAGCUGAUCAAUAUGGGAGUGAUUCCCACUCUGGUGAAGCUGCUGGGCAUCCAUUCCCACAACACAGCCCUGACAGAAAUGUGUCUAAUUGCCUUUGGGAACUUGGCUGAACUGGAGUCCAGCAAAGAGCAGUUUGCUACCACCAACAUCGCAGAGGAGCUGGUUCGUCUUUUCCAGAAGCAAACGGAGCACGAGAAGAAGGAAAUGAUCUUCGAGGUUCUGGCUCCACUGGCUGAAAACGAUGUGAUCAAGCUGCAGCUGGUGGAGGCAGGCCUGGUGGAGUGUCUGCUGGAGGUGGUGGCUCAGACCGUGGACGGUGAGCGGGAGGAGGACAUCGCCCAGCUCAAGACUGCCUCUGACCUCAUGGUUCUCUUGCUUCUCGGAGAUGAGUCCAUGCAGAAAUUGUUUGAGGGAGGAAAGGGAAGCGUCUUCCAGAGGGUUCUGUCCUGGAUACCGUCUCACAACCACCAGCUGCAGCUGGCUGGAGCGCUGGCCAUCGCCAACUUUGCUCGCAACGAUGGGAACUGCAUCCAUAUGGUGGACACUGGUAUCGUCCAGAAGCUUUUGGAGCUGCUGGAUCGACAUGUUGAGGAGGGCAACGUGACCGUACAGCAUGCAGCACUGAGCGCUUUGAGGAACCUGGCUAUACCUGUUGUGAACAAAUCCAAGAUGCUGUCGGCCGGUGUGGCAGAUGUGGUGUUGAAGUUUCUGCAGUCUGAGAUGCCUCCAGUUCAGUUUAAACUCCUGGGAACGUUACGCAUGCUCAUUGAUACCCAAGCCGAAGCUGCAGACCAGCUGGGAACCAACGGGAAGCUGGUGGAGAGGCUGGUGGAGUGGUGUGAAGCCAAAGAUCACGCCGGAGUGAUGGGCGAGUCCAACAGGCUCCUGUCGGCCCUCAUCCGACACAGCAAGUCCAAGGAAGUCGUCAGAACUGUUAUCCAAGGAGGAGGAGUCAAGCACUUAGUUACCAUGGCAACCAGCGAGCAUAUGAUCAUGCAGAACGAAGCACUGGUGGCUUUGGGUCUCAUUGCAGGCCUGGAUCUGGUUGCAGCUGAGAAGGAUUUUGUGGGAGCCAGCCUGGUGUCAGUGCUUCACAAGCUGCUGUCAGACGAGAGGAGCGCACCUGAGAUUAAAUACAACUCCAUGAUCCUCAUCUGUGCGCUCAUGGGCUCAGAGCCGCUUCACAAAGAGGUGCAGAGCCUGGCGUUCAUCGACGUGGUGGCCAAGCUGACGGCUCACGAAAACAAGGCGGUAUCACAACAGGCGUCGCUCACAGAGCAGCGGCUAACCGCCCAGAGCUAAAUGACUGUGUCCCCCCCACCCACAAUCCUGCCUGACCGACACCUCAUGACCGCUGACCCCUUUGUCCCAUUGUCAUGUGCCAAGGUACCACGUCGCGUUAACUGCCAGCCAGACAUCCAGCCACCUCCAUCCAACACCCCCGCCCCACGUCUGCUGGGCUUAGACUGAUGUGCAAUACUCAGCAUCUUUUUUUGUCUGUAUUCAGAUUUUGGGUGUACAAGCCUCUGAAACUGUUCUAGACUCUCCUUUUUGAAAGCCAUAAACAUGAGAUUUAUCAGGCGGGUUAGCAGGCAGGCUUAAGUUCAGCCCAAAUCCCUCAAAGAAGCGAUUAGCAACCAUGAUCAUAUUAAUAUUUGAAGCUACAUCAGUCUAAACCUGGUCUCCACCUCUGUUUGUGCAUGUUUCCUCUGCCUGGCUCUCAGAGAGCCGAGGCGCCAUAAACAGCCUGAGGCAAUAGAUUAAGAGACGACCAUAGCUGUGACACCACCCACCGGUAACCCACCAGUGAUAAUGUGCACAAGACAACAAAUGAUUAAAAAAGACAAAAAAAUGUUCAUGUUGUGAUUUUUCUUUAUAUUUUCUAUGAAAUAAACAUCCAUCCAUGAUGUGCCCAGCC
Messenger RNA from Melanotaenia boesemani (Boeseman's rainbowfish), 2773 nucleotides. RefSeq names its product RAP1, GTP-GDP dissociation stimulator 1 (gene rap1gds1). Gene Ontology annotation, molecular function: protein binding; guanyl-nucleotide exchange factor activity. Gene Ontology annotation, cellular component: cytosol. The record is from RefSeq and is a predicted model, not a curated record. Gene Ontology annotation, biological process: positive regulation of GTPase activity. The transcript has 15 exons. NCBI's taxonomy places the organism in Eukaryota, Metazoa, Chordata, Actinopteri, Atheriniformes, Melanotaeniidae. The coding region runs from base 334 to 2157 and encodes 607 amino acids.